This is a messenger RNA of Mitosporidium daphniae, 852 nucleotides long. RefSeq lists its product as uncharacterized. The coding region runs from base 1 to 852 and encodes 283 amino acids. Gene Ontology annotation, biological process: phosphatidylinositol dephosphorylation. Lineage: Eukaryota; Fungi; Microsporidia. Gene Ontology annotation, cellular component: endoplasmic reticulum. The record is from RefSeq and is a predicted model, not a curated record. The transcript is spliced from 4 exons. Gene Ontology annotation, molecular function: phosphatidylinositol-4-phosphate phosphatase activity.
AUGUUAUCGAGGGCAUUUCUAUGGCCAAUCAUACAGUAUAAUUCUAAUCUCCCGGAGGAAUUGGAAUCGAUCAGGUACCAUUUGAGAGCGGCCUUUGUCAAGCAUUUUACAGAAAUAUCCAACCAAUACGGCAAUGUCCAGUCCGUUAACUUGGUUCACUCUCACGGUGUUGAAAAUGUCCCGGCAUCUAUAUAUGCUUCAUUGUUUGAACAAUCGCUUUUUCCGAUGCAGAAUGCCAAGUUUUCUUAUCUACAUUUUGACCUGCACAAAGAAAGCUCAAAGGACCUCAACAGCCUUCAAAACCUGUUGGCUUCCGUUGAAGACUUUGUUGACUCUUCAGGAGCUUUUCAACUCUGUCUUGCUGAUAAUCGUAUAAUCAGUUUGCAAUCUGGCAUUAUUCGAACCAAUUGUAUUGACUGUCUGGAUAGGACAAACGUUGCGCAGUGCUUGUUUGGCACAUAUAUACAGACAAAGCAAUUGAAGAACAUCUUGGGGGCUGACUUUUCCAACCCCCAAUUUAAUAGCAAACUUUCGAAUUGUAGUAUUUUGUUCUCUCAAGCUUGUAGAUGCAAUGGAUUUGGUGUAUGGGCGGCUGAUACCGACACCCAAUGGCCUGAGAAAGGCACCCCCUCGUAUGAUCAAGCUUCCAUUGUUUUUGUGUGCGAGCUUUUGCUUAAUGGAAUCCAUCUUAACAAUGACACUAAGAUUUGGGCUCCAAUAUUUAGAGCCACCCUUGUUAUCAUAAUUUCAACGUCUUGUCAAUAUGUGGUGAAGCAUAAAAAUUGGAUUUUGUCUUUCCCAAGCCGGGAAACCUCGCAUUUGGGUGGUCGCCAUCCAUUAGUACCUACAUAA